CUACACGUGUGUAGCUCUGUGUGAUGCUAGUCCAUAGAAAGUGGGUACUACUCGCUCCAGGAUGUGUUGGUCUGUGUUCAAGAUCCUUCUCUUCUAGCAGUGACAGACCCCCCAGGUCUACAUGCUCUAUCUAUGGACGUCCUAAAAAGAACGAUAAUGAAUCAUUGCAGUGUACUAGAGAAGACGGCACUGAUGGUAGUAGACAUUACGUGUAUAGAGACAAUGGAGGGAAUGUAUUGUACAGCUUUCCUAGCGUAACCACCAUUUUAAAUAGCACUCGAUCUACUUCUGAUAUGUUCAGAAUGAAGGUGUGGACUAAAGGACAGAUUGAGAAAUAUGGAAUUGAGAGAUUCAAAGCAAACCGGUUGAGGAUAAUAAAUGAAGGGAAAGCAUUUCAUGCAGAGAUUGCUGACUUCUUAGCUAGUAACAGCUCCUCCUCUUUCACUGAUAGCAAUACUUCAGAAUAUUUUAAUAGCAUCCGUGAAUUAUUAAUUAAUGACAUCACUGAUGUAAAACUGUGUGAGGAGAAUGUGUUGCAUGAAGAACUAGGAUAUGCUGGUACUGUUGACUGCCUGGCUAAAUACAAAGGUAAAACUUGUGUCAUUGACUGGAAGACAUCACAAAGUCCAAAGUCAGACUUGUUUGACUAUCCAUUACAAGCAGUGGCUUAUGCUGGAGCUAUCAACAACAUGGGACAGCAUAAAGUUGAUAACUUGCUGAUAGUUGUUACAUGUUCAGGGACUCCUCCAUUAGUAAAACAUUUCAAUGUAAAGGAAUGUACUGAACUGUGGGAGCAAUGGAUUGAUAGACUGGAAUACUAUCAGACCAAAUCUUAUAAUUAAAGUAUUUCAUUGUGUUAUAAUUUUAUUUUGCAUUGUUAUAUUUUAAACUGUC
Molecule: messenger RNA, 894 nt
Organism: Amphimedon queenslandica
Lineage: Eukaryota; Metazoa; Porifera; Demospongiae; Haplosclerida; Niphatidae
Product: mitochondrial genome maintenance exonuclease 1-like
Exons: 6
Coding region: 24-842 (272 amino acids)
Biological process (GO): mitochondrial DNA replication
Cellular component (GO): mitochondrion
Molecular function (GO): single-stranded DNA exodeoxyribonuclease activity
Source: RefSeq, a predicted model, not a curated record